Molecule: messenger RNA, 534 nt
Organism: Castor canadensis (American beaver)
Lineage: Eukaryota; Metazoa; Chordata; Mammalia; Rodentia; Castoridae
Gene: Spata24
Product: spermatogenesis associated 24
Cellular component (GO): cytoplasm; nucleus
Molecular function (GO): DNA binding
Source: RefSeq, a predicted model, not a curated record
AUGGUUCUCCAGGAUGAAAAUUUUGUCAGUAAAGAAGAGUUCCAGGCAGUGGAGAAGAAACUGGUGGAAGAGAAAGCUGCCCAUGCCAAGACCAAGGUCCUCCUGGCCAAGGAAGAGGAGAAGUUGCAGUUUGCCCUUGGGGAGGUAGAAGUGCUGUCCAAGCAGCUAGAGAAAGAGAAGCUGGCCUUCGAAAAAGCGCUCUCCACUGUCAAGAAUAAAGUCCUGCAGGAGUCUAGCAAGAAGGACCAACUCAUCACCAAGUGUAAUGAGAUUGAGUCUCACAUUAUAAAGCAAGAAGAUAUACUUAAUGGCAAAGAGAAUGAGAUUAAAGAGUUGCAGCAAGUUAUCAGCCAGCAGAAACAGAUCUUCAGGAAUCAUAUGUCUGACUUCCGGAUCCAGAAGCAGCAAGAGAACUACAUGGCCCAGGUGCUGGACCAGAAACAUAAGAGAGCUUCAGGAACACGGCAGUCCCGCAGCCACCAGCAUCUUAGGGAAAAAUAAAAUGCUGAUCAUCUUCCUGUUCUCUGGCUGUAA